Molecule: messenger RNA, 819 nt
Organism: Amoebophrya sp. A120
Lineage: Eukaryota; Dinophyceae; Syndiniales; Amoebophryaceae
Source: the annotation of a GenBank genome assembly
AUGAAAAGAAACGUCGGUGAAAGAGGAACCGAACAGCCGCUAGCUACAUGUGAAAAUCAAUUUGGAACUCCCCUCCAAAGACCAGCGUGUGCAGAGCCAGCGAUCGUGGACAGUCGAGCACAUACACCAGGUCGUACUGCAGACUUGAUGCGAGAUUUGUUUCCGUUCUGUCCACCUACUUUUUGGUCACGAAACCUGGAGAAUCAUCGAACCGAGCUCUACGAUCAAGAGAUGCUACGUCUUUUUUCAUGGAUCAGAAUUUCUACGAGUUGUCUUAGCAUGUUGGGGAUCCGAAAGCAACAUGGCAAGAAAAAAAAAGCUCGUGUUGGAUCUUAUCAUCGGUCACAGGGAUGUAAAGCUGAAAGAACAGCCACAAAUUACUUGAGCCCUCUUGAAAAUGUACCUGUUCUGCUUGUUAUUGAUGAUCGUUCUGCGAUGAUGGCUUAGACUUGGAGUCGAACAGAUUUAAAUCAUCGUCGGCGAUGUUGGAAUUUUUGCUCACAAUCACUCGAGCCCGAGGCUCUUUGAAAUAUGCUGCUGUGAAGUUCUGGAUCUGAACGAAUUCUUCUGAGAAUCACUCGGCAUGGCCGUGAGAUCAUUAAAACGUGUGAUCCUAGUUUGCUACCUCACAAGAAAGCGGGAGGAUCUGCCAUCAGUUGGGUGCAAACGGAAAUUUGUUGCUCGAACGGCGACGAGGUUGACGCAGUCGAAGCCGCAUUGAUCCGUGCAAAUGCUCACAAUUGCUACCUCAAAUCAAUCUCCUGGUUGUUCAGACGUCAAACAUUACUGAAAUUUGAUCAUAUAAUCAUUUCAGGGUCC